Molecule: messenger RNA, 2558 nt
Organism: Mesitornis unicolor (brown roatelo)
Lineage: Eukaryota; Metazoa; Chordata; Aves; Mesitornithiformes; Mesitornithidae
Gene: CTNNAL1
Product: catenin (cadherin-associated protein), alpha-like 1
Exons: 21
Coding region: 1-2469 (822 amino acids)
Biological process (GO): cell adhesion; Rho protein signal transduction
Molecular function (GO): actin filament binding
Source: RefSeq, a predicted model, not a curated record
AUGAUCCAAGGGCUGGAGUACCUCUCCUACGAAUAUAGGCUGAGAGAGUUGGGGUUGUUCAGCCUGGAUAAGAGAAGGAUCCGGAGGGACUUUAAAGUGACCUUUCAGGGUGACAGUGUCUUUGGGAAAGUUGUUUUGUGGCUUGGAAGUCCUCAGAUGACUGGAAACUACUGGGUUGCUCAUGUUGUACCCAGUAGUAGUAGUAGAACUCUGAACAGCAACUCAGUUCAGUUCCUCAGUAUGCUUGUAGAUGUGGACCUUAGGUGCUACAGGGUUCUUAACUUAUUGACUGUUCUUGCUCCAAUAACUACUCUUAUUAAUCAUAAGGAUAAACCAAAGCGUUCUGACAAGACUCUGCAAGCAAUUCAGCGGGUGGGCCAAGCAGUUAAACUGGCAGUUGGAAGAUUUGUUACAGUAGGUGAAGCUAUAGCCAAUGAAAAUCAUGAAUUGAAAGAGGAAAUGAGUGUUGCUUGCAUCGAGGCAAGGAGAGCAGGUGAAACAAUCGCACAGCUCACAGACGUGGCAAGCUUGGAUCAUCCAGAAUCUGAUAGCCACAUAACAAUCUUUACGGACAAAACGGGUGUUGUAAAAGCUGCAAGGUUGUUGCUUUCUUCUGUCACAAAGGUGCUGGUGUUAGCAGACAAAAUUGUUAUUAAGCAAAUUAUAACUUCCAGAAACAAGGUUCUUGCAACAAUGGAACAACUCGAAAAAGUCAGUAGUUUUCAGGAGUUUGUGCAAAUAUUCAGCCAGUUUGGAAAUGAAAUGGUAGAGUUUGCCCACUUAACUGGAGAUCGGCAAAAUGAUUUGAAAGAUGAGAAGAAAAAGGCUAGAAUGGCAGCAUCCAGGGCUGUUCUUGAGAAGUGCACCAUGAUGCUUCUGACUGCCUCAAAGACUUGUCUGAGGCAUCCAGACUGUGAAUCUGCUCGCAUAAACAAAGAUGGAGUUUUUCAUCGGAUGAGGUUAGCCUUGGAACAGGUAAUAGAAAUUGUGACUGACUCCAGACCAAAUGGAGAAAAUGAAAUGGCCCCCAUCAGCAUAUAUUCUGGCAUCAAAGAAUUCAAGAAUAAGGUGGAGGGUCUUCGUGAGAAUCUGUGUUUUCUCUCAAAAGAGAACCUUUCCACAAUGCUGGAAGUUAUCCUGGAACAUACGGAAGACUUCACAGACUCUGCCUAUACCAGUCACGAGCACAGAGAACACAUUUUGGAGCUGUCUAAGCAGGCUAAGAUGGAACUAGAGCAGCUGGUUUCAGUGUGGAUGCAAGCUCAAAACCAAAAGACAAAGGAUCUCAUGGAAGACUUGGAAGUAGCCAUUUUAAAAACAUGCCAGUGCAUGAAUGAACUUAAAAGAGAGGUCCACAGUGCAGCAACGUCCUUUGCAUCAGAUCUGCUAAAAUACCAUACAGAUCAUAUGGUUCUCAAAGCAUUAAAAAUCACAGGAGUAGAAGGAAAUCUUGAAGCUGUAGCAGAAUAUACUUGCAAGUUGUCAGAACAGAAAGAACAACUUGUUGAGAUGUGUCGCUUAUUGAGGCAUGUUUCUGGAACUGAGCCCCUCGAGAUUACUUGCAUACAUGCAGAAGAUACCUUUCAGGUCACUGGCCCACAGAUAAUUUCUGCUGCAGAAACACUGGCAUUACAUCCAUCGAGCAAGAUUGCAAAAGAAAAUCUUGAGGUGUUCUGUGAGGCCUGGGAGUCUCAACUGAGUGACAUGUCUUUGUUGUUAAGAGAAAUCAAUGAUGUGUUUGAAGGAAGAAGAGGAGAGAAGCGUGUCUACCUAUCACUGCCCAGACCAGGGAAGCAUAAUGCAAAUCUGAAAGCAUUAAAGCCAGUCAAACUAGAUACUGAGGAACAGGCCAAAAUUGCAAAACUUGGAUUAGAAUUGCAUCUCCUCACAUCUGAUGUGGAUUCUGAGACAGAGAAAUGGGAGGAUCAGGAGAAUGAGAUUGUGCAGCAUGGACAAGGCAUGUCAAGUAUGGCCUACUCCAUGUAUUUAUUUACCAGAGGAGAAGGACUUCUGAAAACAACUCAAGAUUUAUUUCAUCAAGCAGAGAUUUUUGCUACAGAGGGCGCAAAGCUUGCUUCAGCUCUUCAUGCCUUUUCUGACCAGGUACAUGAUGAUGACAAACCUUUGCUUCUGUUGGAGGCUGAAAAGCUGAUCUCUUUGUGCAGUCAGCUCCAGAUAACAGCUAAAGCUUCUGUUCAGGGUAAAAGUGCUACAUUUACAAAGGUUGACGCCUGCAUCCUGAAAACGAGGAACAUAAUGACUCUGUUAUGCCAACUUCUUCCACUUUGCUGCAAAUUACUGAGAAAGAAUAAAGCAGGAAAUGGCUGUCUCAAACCUGCUCCACCGUGGAGAGAAGACAGAAUACGAACUGGUACAAAUGCACAUACUCCAGAAAGGAGAGCCGAGACAUUUGGCAUCAAGUCUUUAGAAAAUCAUGUAACAAACAUGACAUUUUUAGAGAGCAAGUAAUUUUAGCACUUAGAAAUACAGGAACUCUCAUUUGAAAGUAACACUCACUGAAUUAUCAAUAUUGCUUUCAUUUGUGGAAAGUCAAACCA